UAAAAACUUCCGAACCACGGCAGUAGAAAAAUCAGCAAGAUCUUCACUCAAAGUUUUCAAAACUUCCGGACCUUCCCUCAGAAACUUUCAGAAAUAUAUCUUUUGGCGGCACCCAGUAGGUUCCCAAUGUCGAGAUGAUAAUGCAGAUGUUAAACACUCAUUCAUUAAACUAAUUUUUCAAAUAACACGAACAACAGGUGAUUAAUGGAUAACAAACUAGAGGACAAUAUUGACAUAUUUACUUAAUUAGGAAAUAGUGGAAUAAAUUUGAAGGUUUACUCGCGCUUUUAAGUUAAAUAGUCGCCGAUGACCGAUAGCAAACAGAAAAAAUGAAGAAAAUUAAAGGGAAGCUAACGAGAAUUUUCCAGUACAGUGAGGCGCUUUUAGCCGUUUUGUUCUGCUGUAUUUUAUCAGCUGAGUCCAAAAUUUGGCUGCAUCCAGACACAGGCCUCAAUUUGUAUCAAUUUCUGGACAAACACGGAUAUGGAUUCUAUGAAAACCACACUGUGGUCACUGAGGAUGACUAUGUGCUGUCCCUGCUUCGCAUCCCGCGAGGAAAGAACGAAAGUGGCAGGACAAACGCCCCGAAACCAGUAGCGCUUUUAGUGCAUGGCAUUCUGAGCACUCCGAAGGAUCUGCUAGUCAAAGGAGACGACUCAAUCGGAUUUUCAUUGGCCGAAGCUGGAUUUGAUGUGUUUCUGAUGUCGUGCAGAGGAAACAGAUACAGCUUGGCCCACAGGAAGUUUAGUAUUGAUUCCCUACCUUACUGGAAUUUCAGCUGGCACGAAGUGGCCUACUAUGACAUUCCAGCCAACAUGGACUAUAUAGCCAAACUAACAGGACAGUCCAAUGUUUCCUUCCUUGGCCACUCGCAAGGUGGAACGGCCUUUGUGGUGCUUGCGGCCACCCGGCCGGAAUACCGAGCCCGAAUAACUAGCGCUCAACUAUUUGCGCCCGUGGUUUACAUGGACCGAUGCAGAAUACCGUUCUUUCGCAUGGCUGUGGAGAUUCAGGAGCAGAUUGAGGAUAUUUUCCGGGAUUUGCAACUCAACAAGGUGGUGCUCCCUUACAAUCCGGCCCUGUUGCCUUUGGUGAUCAGACUGUGCCAUCGGGAUUCGCCCUAUCUGAAUCUGUGCGUGUCUCUCACUGGGAUUCUGGGACCUGAUCCUGAGCAGAUUGAUGUGUCAAAAAUUACUGUGCUAGCCACGGAAUAUCCUGCUGGAGGUUCCUUUAAGGCCGUAAUGCACUAUCUUCAAGUGGCCAAGACCGGAAUUUUCCGACAGUACAACUACCGGACCAGAAACGCAAAAAUGUACAAUCAGCCAAACCCGCCAAUGUAUAACUUAAGCGCCAUCAACGACGUCCCGGUAUAUGUUUGGUAUGGAAUGAACGACUACUUUUGCGGACCUUCGGACUUUAAGCGGCUCAUUUCCGAAAUCCCCAGCGCCAUUGGUAAGCAGGUGGCUUACCCCAGAUGGAACCACAUCGACUUUAUUUACGCCAGAAACGCUUCUGACAUUGUCUACAAAGAAACGAUUCGAAUAAUGAAAAAAUACACAAAAAUUCAUCCGUAAAUCCCAAUUUGUUAAUCCUUUUUAAAUAUGCGCUGAAUGCAGGAAACAAUGGAAAUGUUGAUCAAUGGCUCAAGGGUGACCGUCAAAUCUUUAAUUGUUUGCUAUAGACCGUGGCACCAUUGAACCCAUUAGAGAAAUAUACGUUUUUUUUUUAUUAAAGAUGAGGUUUAGGUUC
Messenger RNA from Dendroctonus ponderosae (mountain pine beetle), 1749 nucleotides. Its product is annotated as lipase 3. The transcript is spliced from 7 exons. Gene Ontology annotation, biological process: lipid metabolic process. NCBI's taxonomy places the organism in Eukaryota, Metazoa, Arthropoda, Insecta, Coleoptera, Curculionidae. Bases 330 to 1574 code for a protein of 414 amino acids. The record is from RefSeq and is a predicted model, not a curated record. Gene Ontology annotation, molecular function: hydrolase activity, acting on ester bonds.